This is a messenger RNA of Solanum pennellii, 904 nucleotides long. RefSeq names its product auxin-responsive protein SAUR15-like. Lineage: Eukaryota; Viridiplantae; Streptophyta; Magnoliopsida; Solanales; Solanaceae. The record is from RefSeq and is a predicted model, not a curated record. The transcript has a single exon. Gene Ontology annotation, biological process: response to auxin. Bases 131 to 442 code for a protein of 103 amino acids.
GCACAUCACUAUAAAUAUUAACCUUAAGUUUACAAACUUCAGAGAACCAUAACAAGUCAGUCAAAUCAUUAAACACCUUAAGUUAUUCUUCACAAGUACCAGUUUUCAGUCAUAAUUAGAAGAUCUAGUGAUGGGUAUUAUUCGUUUGCCAUCAAUUAUUUCAAGUGUGAAGCAAUUUCACAAACUACACUCUGUUCUUAUGAGGAAUCAAAUUUCAAAUGAUGUACCGAAAGGACAUUUUGCGGUUUACGUAGGAGAAACAGAGAAGAAGAAGAAACGAUACGUUGUUCCAAUAGCAUACUUAAAUCAAACUUCGUUCCAGGAAUUGCUUCAGAAAGCAGAGGAAGAGUUUGGAUAUCAACAUUCAAUGGGCGGUCUCACAAUACCUUGCAAUGAGGACGCAUUUUUUCAUGUCACUUCUCGAUUGAACACUUGUUCAUGAUACGAACAAGUGUUCUUUCUUUUAUUUUGAUUUGAUUUGUUUUUCCUCUUGUCAUGCAAGAGCUGUAAAUUGAAUAUCUUCAAAGUUUUCCUCUGGUGAAUAUUGUUCAGAGGAUUGGAAAAGCAAAUAUACAAUCAAUUUUUUAUUUUUUUUAACAUUCUUCAUUGUCCUCGAACCUUAAACCUCAAUAAAUUGAAAUCUUAGAGCAGCCAGUGAGUUCAACUAGCAACCACUCCCGUUUCAUUAUCAUUGUCAAGAAGGAAUACUUAGUACAACUUGGAUUGUGGUGUAAUGAUAAGAUUGUUUUAAUUAACCAGAGAUUUCAGGUUCAAGCUUCGAGUAUGAAAAAGACAUUGUUUGUAGCGCCAAUGAACCUUGUUUGGGAUUUCAUGUAGUGCAUUGGAUUCAAACACUAUUUCAUAUACUUGUAAAUAUUAUUAGACGAUUUAACAUGAUAUAAAA